Messenger RNA from Leopardus geoffroyi (Geoffroy's cat), 1472 nucleotides. It is a transcript of the gene BCL2L10, whose product is annotated as BCL2 like 10. Gene Ontology annotation, cellular component: mitochondrial outer membrane. The record is from RefSeq and is a predicted model, not a curated record. The coding region runs from base 561 to 1139 and encodes 192 amino acids. Gene Ontology annotation, molecular function: protein heterodimerization activity; protein homodimerization activity. Lineage: Eukaryota; Metazoa; Chordata; Mammalia; Carnivora; Felidae. Gene Ontology annotation, biological process: extrinsic apoptotic signaling pathway in absence of ligand; regulation of apoptotic process; intrinsic apoptotic signaling pathway in response to DNA damage. The transcript is spliced from 2 exons.
ACGUGCUUUGUUCUCCAUUACAUCUCCUGUGCUAACAGGCUCCGAAUGAACAAAUACAGCCAGCACUGGCACUCCAGCAGCCUGCAGGAGACUUAUCCUUUUUCCUGCCGCAUAUUCCAGAUCCAAAGAAAGGUAUCUCCAACAUACACCUGGGUGUUUCGGUCCAAUCGGGAGAUGCUGAUAAUCCUUGCAAGGGAGUCGUCAGUGGAGCGCUAUGUGUAGCCUUCGUCAAUUUCUUCUUAAAAUGAGGAGGCAAAAAUCUAGCCCAACUUCCCAGACUGUCCCCUCCGGGUUCUUAGUCCCCAGGCCCAGAGCUAAACAGUAAGCCCAAAGAAGUCUCACUCUGUUUCUGAUCGCUCUGCGAACGCGUGCACACCACUGGGCCUGGCCUUUGGGACCAGAACAGGUGCACACGGGAUUCCCAUCAAAGCCUCCUCUCCAGACCUAGAAAAACAACUGCCCGGCGGAAUCCGGGAGGGGCGUGCCGGCCCCUCCCUGGGCGGAGGCGCAGCCAGGCCUAGAAAACAGCGUCGGGUCGGGCCCCCGGCAGGGGUUAGGUCAUGGCUGACGCGUUGAGGGAGCGCACCGCGCAGCUACUGACUGACUACCUGGAGUACUGCGCCCGGGAGCCCGGCAGCCCCGCGCGGACGCCGUCCACGCCCGAGGCCGCGGUGCUGCGCUACCUGGCCGCCCAGAUACGGCAGCGCCACCAGCGUUUCUUGUCGGCUUACCGCGGCUAUCGCGGAAACCGCGUGGAACUGGUGGCGCGGUUGGAGCAGGAUUUACUCUCCAACCCCCAAAUCCUCAGUUGGGGCCAUGUGGUAGCGCUCUUGACCUUCGCGGGGACGCUGCUGGAGAGACCGCCGCCGGGGACCUACUUGAACCUGACGCUGGGCCAGCAACAGGAGCUGGAGCGGGAGACCAACGUUGGCCAGGACUGCCAGCACCUGGUGGCUUUGCUCUGCAAUCGGCUCACCGGACGGCAUCGCGCCUGGCUGGAGGCUCACGACGGCUGGGAUGGCUUUUGUCUCUUCUUCUCACCCAUGCUGCCAUCUUCUUGGAGAAGACUGUUGGUCCAGGCUCUUCUGUCAUGCUUUACAGUAAUGAUCUUAAUCUACUUCUGGAGAAGAUUAUCGUGAGUUCUAACAUUUUUAGCCCAUUCCUACCUGCCUAACUGUGACCAGCCAACUGAAUUUGAGAUGUGAGAGAAUAGAACAGAGUAAACCAUGCUCUGAGACAUUUUCACCUGCAUUUAUCUGAAGAGUCCUGUGGUGAUGACUCAGAGUUUUAACUCCUGGCAAGUAUCAGAGGUAUUAGGACAAAGGUACAAAUGGCUCUUCUUUGGGGGAAAUGGAUUCUCAAGGCUCAUUGCUCUAAAGAAUUGCGGAAGAAACUACAAAUUUUGUUUAGUAGGGAACAUGGUGCUUUUUGCUACAUUUGGAUAAGAGUGAAUAUGUGUCCACAAUUUCAUG